ACCAAUUGAUUGACAAAUUAAUCCACGCUGCCGAUAAAUAUAGAACCCACAUUAGAGUUUCUCUCCACCAACUCCACCCACUAAAUAAAGAAUAAAGAAUACAUAACUUAACAAUAUCUCAUGGCUGCUGCUCCUCAACAACCAACUUUAUCUGAAACAAUAACCACCAACUCGUCAUCGGAAAACAAAGUUACGAUCAACGAAAAGAUAUACACAAGAGUCCGUCUCGCUGAGAAAGCUGACGUUCACCAUAUACAUCAACUGUUUUACCAAAUCCAUGCAUACCAUAACGACACUCAUCUCUAUAAAGCUACUGAAUCCUCCUUAGCGGACUUGCUCUUUAAAGAAAACCCUCUUCCCCUGUACUACGGUCCAACCGUGCUUCUACUCGAAGUCUCACCAACCCCUUUUACCGAAUCCAAGCAUACCACGGACCAAGGGUUUAAGCCAGUCCUUACAAAGUUCGACCUUAAAUUCCCCGUCGUUGAAGGACAGGCGGAGGAAUUCAGGUCCAAAUAUGAUGACGGCAACGACAAACAUGAUGUUUUUAUAGCGGGAUAUGCUUUCUUUUUCGCAAAUUAUUCGUGCUUCUAUGAUAAACCUGGGUUCUUUUUCGAGAGUCUUUACUUCAGGGAAAGUUAUCGUAAGUUGGGAAUGGGAAGACUGUUGUUUGGAACUGUUGUGUCCAUUGCUGCUAACAACGGGUUCGUUUCGGUGGAGGGAAUAGUUGCUGUUUGGAAUAAGAAGUCUUAUGAUUUUUACAUAGACAUGGGAGUUGAAAUGCUUGAUGAGUUCAGGUAUGGGAAGUUGCACGGUGAAGCGCUCCAAAAGUAUGCUGAUAAGGAGAAAAGUGAUGAAGGGGGCUGUUAGUUUUUUUUUUCUUUUUUUAAUUCUUCUAUCAUGACCUUAAGUUCCUAUCAAUUUCUUCUUAUUUACUUCUGUAAAAGUAGAUUGUUCAGUCAUCAGUGUGUAUUGUAUUAUUUUUUAU
Lycium ferocissimum is the source of this 988-nucleotide messenger RNA. RefSeq names its product tyramine N-feruloyltransferase 4/11-like. Bases 121 to 870 code for a protein of 249 amino acids. Lineage: Eukaryota; Viridiplantae; Streptophyta; Magnoliopsida; Solanales; Solanaceae. Gene Ontology annotation, molecular function: N-acetyltransferase activity. The transcript has a single exon. The record is from RefSeq and is a predicted model, not a curated record.